Messenger RNA from Vespa mandarinia (Asian giant hornet), 327 nucleotides. RefSeq lists its product as uncharacterized. The record is from RefSeq and is a predicted model, not a curated record. NCBI's taxonomy places the organism in Eukaryota, Metazoa, Arthropoda, Insecta, Hymenoptera, Vespidae.
AUGGCAAACUUCAACGGGCCCCGACCGUGCAGAAGGCGACUACUGAUGCGUGUCGCUGAAGCAGUGAUGCUGUACGGCGCUGAAGUUUGGGCCGAGGUGCUGCAAAAGGAGCAAAAUCGCAAGCCCAUAGCCGCGGUACAGAGGAGGAGCGCUCUCCGAAUCGCGGGCUCCUACCGCACGGUCUCUGACCCCGCGGUGCUAGUGGUCGCGGUGGUAAUACCGAUCGAUCUACUAGCCCAGGAGAGACUAUUCGUCCACCAGCAUAGAUGUGUUCUGAGAAAGGAAGAGGCAUCAAGGCUGGCCAGGUCUACCAGCAUCGAGACCUGA